GGGCUCGGCUGUCUUGGCACCAAGCAGCACCCCCCACCCCCACCCCGCUUUUGUCCGGUGGGGCAGCGCCGACAGGCCCGGGCAGAAGCAGCAGCAGCGUGGCGGCCUCCUCCCUGGGCGAUCCCGCCCCCCUCCGCCUUUUCUCUGUUGUUUCGUCCCGCCUUUUUCCUCGCUGGAGCCCUGCGGCCGACCAGCCUUGCUUGCUGCGCGCCCUAGCCGAGGCCCAGGGCUUGAAAAACUGAAUCAAAUCUGAAAACGAUUUUGUCAAGGGACAAUCAAUGUUUCCGGAUACCACAACAGACACAGAUCAACAUUUUACAUAUCCCUGUUGAGUCUAAUGUUGGCCCGUGUCAGAAACAGGCUGCUGGACUCAGAGGAAACUUCCAUCUGAUCCAGCUUCUUAUGUUCGAGAUUCAGCAUACAAUCAUUGGCUGCAAAAACAACAUUUCAUAUUGUUUCUGGAAACAGUUGCCUGAACCAGAGUUGUACAUGAUAAGAACAUUCAGCUUCUAAGUGGGUACGAGUGUUAAAGCAAAGGUGGAGAACUUUCUUUCAGCCCAAGGGGCUUGUGAGCAACCAUCCAGGAAACCAGAGGCAAAAGCGACUCAACAUUUGUAUGAACUCUGAAAGUUAACUGAAGGCAAGAUGGAUGCUACAGUGAUAUUACCUAUUCUGAAGAAAAAGUUAGCCUUCCUUUCAGGUGGGAAGGAUCGAAGAAGUGGCCUCAUUCUGACAAUUCCAUUAUGCCUUGAACAAACCAAUAUGGAUGAGCUGAGUGUUACUUUAGACUACCUGCUAAGCAUACCGAGUGAAAAGUGUAAAGCUAGAGGAUUUACCGUUAUAGUGGAUGGUAGAAAAUCUCAGUGGAAUGUUGUCAAGACUGUUGUGUUAAUGCUACAGAACGUUGUUCCAGCUGAGGUAUCACUUGUCUGUGUAGUAAAACCGGAUGAAUUUUGGGACAAGAAGGUUACACACUUUUGCUUUUGGAAAGAGAAAGAUAGACUUGGCUUUGAGGUUAUUUUAGUAUCUGCCAAUAAGCUUACACGAUACAUAGAACCAUGCCAGCUGACAGAAGAUUUUGGAGGGAGUCUUACCUACGAUCAUAUGGACUGGCUGAACAAGAGGCUGGCAUUUGAAAAGUUUACAAAAGAAUCUACAUCUUUGCUGGAUGAGCUUGCCUUAAUCAACAGUGGAAAUGAUAAAGGAAACCAACAGGAGAAGGACAGGUCUAUAGACUUGAAUUUCCUUCCAUCUGUUGAUCCUGAAACAGUUCUGCAGACAGGUCAUGAGCUGUUAUCUGAAUUGCAACAACGCCGCUUUAAUGGUUCGGACGGAGGGGUUGCGUGGUCUCCCAUGGAUGACGAACUGCUUGCUCAGCCCCAGGUUAUGAAGUUGCUAGACUCGCUCAGAGAGCAAUAUACACGGUACCAAGAAGUAUGCAGGCAACGGAGCAAGCGCUCUCAGCUAGAGGAGAUUCAGCAGAAGGUAAUGCAGGUAGUGAACUGGCUUGAAGGACCCGGCACAGAACAGCUUAGAACCCAGUGGGGGAUAGGUGAUUCAAUUAGAGCCUCACAAGCUUUGCAACAGAAACAUGAAGAGAUUGAAAGUCAACACAGUGAGUGGUUUGCAGUGUAUGUGGAACUUAAUCAACAGAUUGCAGCUUUGUUAAAUGCUGGGGAUGAAGAAGACCUUGUGGAACUGAAAGCGUUACAGCAGCAGUUAAGUGAUGUUUGUUACCGGCAAGCCAGUCAACUGGAGUUCAGGCAGAAUCUGUUGCAAGCAGCACUUGAUUUCCAUGGCGUUGCCCAAGAAUUGUCUCAGCAACUAGACGGCCUACUAGGGAUGUUGUGUGUUGAUGUCGCACCAGCAGACGGGACGUCAAUUCAGCAAACUCUAAAGCUACUUGAAGAGAAACUGAAAAGUGUUGACUUAGGUCUGCAAGGUUUGCGUGAAAAAGGUCAAAGUCUUCUUGAUCAAAUAUCUAACCAGGCAUCUUGGGCUUAUGGAAAAGAUGUAACCACGGAAAACAAAGAGAAUGUUGAUCACAUCCAGGGAGUGAUGGAAGACAUGCAGCUCAGGAAGCAAAGAUGUGAAGACAUGGUAGAUGUCAGACGAUUAAAGAUGCUUCAAAUGGUUCAGCUCUUUAAAUGUGAAGAGGAUGCUGCUCAGGCAGUAGAAUGGUUAAGUGAAUUACUCGAUGCUCUAUUGAAGACCCAUACCCGCCUGGGGGACGAAGCUCAAGAAACCAAAAUUUUGUUGGAAAAGCAUCGAAAAUUUGUUGAUGUAGCACAGAGUACUUAUGAUUAUGGAAGGCAGUUACUACAGGCUACCGUCGUUUUGUGUCAGUCUCUGCGAUGCACUUCUAGGUCCUCGGGAGACACGCUUCCAAAGCUGAACAGAGUCUGGAAACAAUUCACCAUCACUUCCGAAGAGCGAGUAACUAGGCUGGAGAUGGCUGUCGCUUUCCAUUCAAAUGCUGAAAAAGUUUUGCAAGAAUGCCCAGACCAGCCUGAAUCUAUACAUGACCAGGAACAAUUUGAAGAAAUUGAAGCCGUUGGAAAAUCACUUCUGGAUAGAUUAACAGUACCUGUUGUUUACCCUGAUGGUACUGAACAGUACUUUGGGAGCCCGAGUGAUAUGGCUUCUACAGCUGAACACAUUAGAGAGAAGAUAAGGCUGGUUUGUUUGAAAAAACAGCAGCUGAGACAACCAGAAGUCUGUACAACAGAGAGCUAAUAGUGUCCAUUUGCCAGUUCAUAAGAUGUCUCUACGUUACCCAGCAUGUCAUCUGCAUUCUGCGCCUGCCAUAAUACAUUAAAACGCAUUUCUACAGCUGUUAUGAAAGAAUCCCGUCCUUCUUGAAGUAAAAACUUACUCUACAUCUUAACAGUGUAUUUCUACCAAGCCAUAAUUAUUUAACAUGCUAUGAAACCAUAGACUUUAAAUAUUAUCAAAAGGAACUGAAAAUAUUGCACUGAACCUUUCUUUUUCUGAAGCUUCCCCCCCGCCCCAAAACCAGUCAGGUGCUUCUUUGCCUAAGCAGCUGAUACAAGCUUUGAAUGGUGCUAAUAAGUACAAGUUCCAUACAGAAUAGUAAUUCUCCUUAUUCUCCAGAUGAUGUAGUAUUUUUUAGGCUGUAGGCAAGCUAUCUGUUGUUUAGACAGUGGUGACCCUAUAGUUAUAAUUUGUAUUACUUUUCAAAUGGUCCCCUUUAUUGUGCCAAUAUACAUCCUGCCCAUCAAAUCUUUUGAAAUUCAUUAUAGUUGGUUUCCUCCUUCCAAUUUGUAUGGAUAAUGUAUUGAAAGCUGUUUUGUGCUUAAUAAAAUCCAUCUUUUUAAAUCUUACCAUCUUUUACGCAAGCCUGUAUUUCCUAAUGUGUAGCAGACCUUCAUCUGUAGCAGUGGGAAGGGCAGCCCCUUCCUUUGCCUUGCAACUCCAGUCUGCUUCUCUCUUACAACGUGAAAUGAAUGCACAGUCUGGAUCAGGGGUGGGGUGGGGAACCAUCUUAAUAGAUGAGUCCAGAAGGAAGGAAGCCUCACAUUUCUUCUGUUGACUAAAUUCAAAAGAUCUGUGCCAAGCAGAAAAGAGAAGGGAGGCACUUAUCAGCAAUAUUGGUGCUCAAUUUCCUCCUGCCUUCGUGAGAGGUGUGGCAGAGAAUGUGCAUCUUUCCUAUGUACAGCUCUCUGCAGAAAGGGCAGAAGGAAAUUUGAAUGUUCUAAAAAGAAAAGCUGAAGAGAUAUAAGGAAGCAAGUGAAACUAUUCAGAUAAUGAAUGAUGAGAGGGUUUGUUGGGGUGAGUUUCCCCCUCCAACAUGAUGUCAUUCUUUUUCUCUCCCCCCCCCCCACUUUCUGUACUAGUGAACAUUACAAGUAUGUUCUUUUAGUUAACGUGCUCUUUCCUGAAUAAGCUCAUGUUAAAUAGGUAGUUGGUAUGCAGUUUCCCAAAUCGAUAAAUGCUACAUAUUGUAAUAAAAGAUUAUUACACAUAGGGCAUAAUUAUGUGUAUUUGCUCUUUCAAUCUGCAAAAGCCAAAUAAAAAAAUAUUUUAUAUUUAUG
This is a messenger RNA of Zootoca vivipara (common lizard), 4055 nucleotides long. The record is from RefSeq and is a predicted model, not a curated record. Lineage: Eukaryota; Metazoa; Chordata; Lepidosauria; Squamata; Lacertidae.